GUUCCGUGCGCCGAUUUUAAAAGAGAGGAAGCAUCUUAGCAAUGGCGCCGGUGGCUGUGCUUGUGCCGUGGCUAGCAUGGCUCGUCGCCUCUUUCCUCUCCGUCUAUCUCCUCAACCUCCUAGCACGGGCGCGCUCCGGCCUCCCUCCGGGCCCCCGCCCGCUGCCGCUCAUCGGCAGCCUCCACCUUCUCGGCGACAAGCCGCACCGCUCCCUUGCCCGUCUGGCCAAGGCCCACGGCCCGCUCAUGUCCCUGCGCCUCGGCGCGGUCACCACGGUGGUCGUUUCCUCCCCCGCCAUGGCCCGGGUGUUCCUGCAGCGCCACGACUCCGCGUUCGCCGCCCGGUCCGUGCCCGACGCCACCGGCGAGCACGCGGCGGGCUCCGUGGCCUGGCUGCCCCCUGCGCCGCGGUGGCGCGCGCUGCGCAAGAUGAUGGCCACGGAGCUGUUCGCCCCGCACCGGCUCGACGCGCUGCGCCACCUGCGGAGCGAAAAGGUGCGGGAUCUCGUGGACCAUGUCGCGCGGCUGGCGCGCGAGGGCGCGCCCGUGAACGUCGGCCGCGUGGCCUUCACGACGAGCCUGAACCUCCUCUCCCGCACCAUCUUCUCCGCCGACCUGACGAGCCUCGACGACCGCGGCCGCUCGGAGGAGUUCCAGCAGGUGGUGACGGCCAUCAUGCAGGCCCUGGGGAGCCCCAACGUGUCGGACUUCUUCCCGCUGCUCGCGCCGGCCGACUUGCAGGGCACGCGCCGGCGGCUGGCGCGGCUGUUCGCGCGGCUGCACGCGGUGUUCGACGCCGAGGUGGACGGGAGGCUGCGCGGCCGCGACGCCGGCCAGCCGAGGAAGAACGACUUCCUCGACGCGCUGCUCGACGUGGCGGCGCGUGAGGACGGCAAGGACCUGCUGGACCGCCAGACGCUACGAUCACUUUUCACGGAUUUGUUCUCUGCUGGUAGUGACACAAGCUCUAGCACAGUGGAAUGGGCAAUGACGGAGCUUCUCCAAAACCCAGCAUCAAUGUCUAGCGCUUGCAACGAGCUUGCAGAAGUUAUUGGCUCCAAAAGAAACAUUGAAGAAGACGAUAUUGUUCGGUUGCCCUAUCUCCAAGCUGUCAUAAAAGAGACUUUUCGACUUCAUCCCCCGGGCCCGUUCUUGUUGCCACGCAAACCCGAGAGAACAUUAAAAAUAGCCGGUUACACAAUACCUAAAGAUUCACGUGUGUUCAUAAACGUAUGGGCGAUAGGUCGAGAUAAAGAUGUAUGGACUGAACCUGAAAAGUUUAUGCCAGAGAGGUUCUUGGCUUCAAUAGUUGACUUUAGGGGUGCUGAUUUUGAGCUCCUUCCAUUUGGUGCCGGACGUCGGAUCUGCCCUGGAAUGCCAUUGGCUAUUAGGAUGGUGCAUUUGGUCCUUGCUUCGUUCUUAAAUCAAUUUAAGUGGAGCUUCCCUGUUGAACUUGAAAGGGAUGGGAUUGAUAUGGAAGAAAAGUUUGGCCUAUCACUAACGAAGGUCGUGCCUCUUCGUAUUGUACCAACACCGAUUUGAAUUAGAAACAAAAUGUGUCCCAAAGUAAGACUGCUUAAUAUGUUUUAAUAUGUAAUAAUCAAAAUGUAUUACCCA
Triticum dicoccoides is the source of this 1616-nucleotide messenger RNA. Its product is annotated as geraniol 8-hydroxylase-like. Lineage: Eukaryota; Viridiplantae; Streptophyta; Magnoliopsida; Poales; Poaceae. The record is from RefSeq and is a predicted model, not a curated record. The transcript has 3 exons. Gene Ontology annotation, molecular function: heme binding; monooxygenase activity; oxidoreductase activity, acting on paired donors, with incorporation or reduction of molecular oxygen. Bases 42 to 1541 code for a protein of 499 amino acids.